Phytophthora sojae is the source of this 1158-nucleotide messenger RNA. RefSeq lists its product as hypothetical. The coding region runs from base 1 to 1158 and encodes 385 amino acids. The record is from RefSeq and is a predicted model, not a curated record. The transcript has 5 exons. Lineage: Eukaryota; Oomycota; Peronosporomycetes; Peronosporales; Peronosporaceae.
AUGCAGCGGAGAAAGCAGGCGCGCUGGAAGAUCGACAAGACGCUGUCGCCGGACCUCUCCAAGACAGUGGAGGAGGAAGCGACGCCUUUCGGUGUGCUCGAGCGCCUGCGCAAGAUGUUUGUAGGUGCUACCAAGUUAUCUCUCGUGCAUCAGCUCCGUGCAGUCAUGGUGAUGAAGUAUGAUAAGGCAGAGAGCACAGAGCUGGAGUUUGACAAGCUUGUGGAGCUGCUGGAGAGCUCAUAUUUGGAGGUCAAGAGGCAAGAUCAACUACAAGGUCGUGGCUCUGAGGCAAAAUCCCAUACUAAGGUUCGCAAGCGUAGCGAUGGUGAUCGAGCCAUGGUAUCGAAAGCAGACAAUGACUCGAGGUCCAGCUCGGAGUCAGCUAUGAUGUCUAUUGACGCUAGAUGCUACGGAGCGAAGACAGAUCCCAAUGAGUGGAUUCUGGAUUCAGCAGCCACACGUCGCAUGACAUAUUCGAAGGAUUCUCUAGUAAACUAUUGCCCGAUUUCUGCUGCUGUGGAGGUUGGUGGUAAGCAUGAGCUCCAUGUCAUGGGCAUUGGAGGUAAAAGAGUGGCCUUGAAGACAGACCAUGGCACAAGACAAGUGUGGCUCCGGAACGUGUAUUUUGUUCCGUCGAUCCAGUUCAACCUGUUUUCGGUUCGCAUGCAAGUUGCGAUGCGUGGAGCGGAUUACCUUGCUGUUCACUUUGAUCAUCCUGCAUUUGCUACGGCGAUUGAUGAGAAUAAUGGUAUUGCUCGCCAAGCAAAGAAGAAUCGAGCUCUCGCUCGACAGCGAAAGAAGGAGCUGCAGGAGCAGCGAAGUGCAGGAGAUUCUCUCGGUGAAAGUAUUGAUGACAAUGAAGCUAUCGCCCACCUCUACAAUUUCGUGCUGCCUAUGGAGAAUAGUGAUGAAUCAACGGCUGCGAAAAAUGUUCCUGGUGAAGACGCAACACGGAGCAGCAUGCAUCAAGGUGUCGAAGCUCAAACCGACACCAUGACAGAUGCUAGCCAGCAUAUUCGGGAUGGUGGCGAAGUAGACCGAGACAGUUUUGAGACCCCACGCCCGAUCAGCGUGGAUAGUAGAAACAGGGUCGAUCCAAGGCAAGAGAAGCAUCGGCAGGGGGCAAGUGUGCUCUCAAACCCUAGUGCUGAGGGUUAA